CGCCCGAGCUUGAACAAGAAGCUAUAACCACGUACUGUUCGGAGAGUUUAGUCAGAGUUAUGCGCUUCUCGCUCCGGUCUGUUCGCAAUCCAAGGUCUUUUGGAUGGAGUUAUGCCGCCAAGGUGAGUGUAGAUGUCCUGCAACAAAAAAAGUUUUUUUGGAGACAAGUGAUCGAUUUACGAUCGGCAAUUGACUCGAAUUUUUCGCACGUGAUCCAACGCACGACCCUUUGAUUCUACCCAUCAGUUCGCUCUCGUUUCGUCACUUUCAACAUGGAUUUCUCCUCUCUCAGCAGCGCCGAGCAGGUGCAUAUGAACAAGGUCAUAGAAAAAAAGCAGAUGCAAGACUUUCUCCGAAUGUACGCUAGCAUCGUAGAGCGAUGCUUCAACACAUGCUGCAAUGACUUUACGAGCAAGGCUUUAUCGUCGAAAGAGGACCAAUGCGUGAUGAACUGUACGGAAAAGUUCCUCAAGCACGCCGAGAGGGUGGGAACGCGUUUCGCAGAGCUGAACGCCGAGGCAAUGAAUGCCGGGCAAAACCAAAACCCGUCAUAAUAUUUUACCCCGUACUACGUAAUUUCUGCCUGUAUCCUUGUCUGCAAUCCUCCUUCCCCCCUUCCUUUCCUUUGUCUUUUGCACCCUCAAUCCAUCAAGCAGACAG
Molecule: messenger RNA, 660 nt
Organism: Desarmillaria tabescens
Lineage: Eukaryota; Fungi; Basidiomycota; Agaricomycetes; Agaricales; Physalacriaceae
Product: chaperone
Exons: 4
Coding region: 273-554 (93 amino acids)
Source: RefSeq, a predicted model, not a curated record